GAAUUUUCUAAAUUAUUAGACGUCUGAUAUUCAGCUAUCGUAGAACAUAUUAUAUAUAUUUUAAUUAAGACAAACAUGCUACAUGUCUGCUGUGUUAUCAGAAAUGGAUUUGUCAAUGUUUCCGAACGAGCCGAGUGAAGAGAUUGACAUUGACAUUGAAAAGAGGCAGACAAGACAAGGGGCAAAUAUGCAAUGGUUGGCUAGGCUAGCAUCCUAGCUAACGCUAGUUAAGAAUGCUGGCCACCAGAGCCCUUAGCCUUGUUGGCAAACGUGCCAUUUCCACAUCAAUCUGUGUACGUGGGGGACAUGGUGUUGCCAAGGUAGACGACUACGCUCUCCCAGCCUACUUUGACAGGCGGGAGAACCCCCUCCCAGACGUCCAGUUUGUGACAGAGCUGAGUGCAGUGCAGAAGUCCUUAAAGGAGAAGGAGAAGGGCUCCUGGGCCACACUCUCCAAUGAGGAGAAGAUUGCAUUGUACCGUAUUAGCUUCAAGCAGAGCUUCGCAGAGAUGAACGAGGGCACAAAGGAGUGGAAAUCGGUUAUCGCAGGAAUGUUCUUCUUUAUUGGCAUGACUGGACUGGUUGUCCUAUGGCAGAGGAAGUUUGUGUACGGACCUGUCCCCCCCACCUUUGAGUCAGAAUGGAAAGAGAAGGAGGUACAGAGGAUGCUGGACAUGAGGAUCAACCCGGUGGAGGGCUUCUCAGCCAAAUGGGACUAUGAGAACAAGGAAUGGAAGAAGUAAACCAACCAUCCAGAGGACCACAUUACAUACCAUGACACCUACAAACGUACCAAUUACUUGUCUGUAUUUAUCUAUUGUCCACAUUACCUCAGUCAAUACGUUUUGGAAGGUCUCUUCCUCUUAAGGUCAUCAUGUAUUAUAGAGCAAAAUAAAAGUUCCUAUGUUUACCCAAUA
Messenger RNA from Oncorhynchus mykiss (rainbow trout), 917 nucleotides. It is a transcript of the gene cox4i1, whose product is annotated as cytochrome c oxidase subunit 4I1. Lineage: Eukaryota; Metazoa; Chordata; Actinopteri; Salmoniformes; Salmonidae. The record is from RefSeq and is a predicted model, not a curated record. Gene Ontology annotation, biological process: mitochondrial electron transport, cytochrome c to oxygen. Gene Ontology annotation, cellular component: respiratory chain complex IV.